AUUUUACGACGUUGUAUGCGGCGUCACUUUACGGCAGCAUGGCAGCCCGCUGUCUGGCGCUGUGAUCCCGUCGGCUCUGACCGCCAGAGGCUCAAACCCGGUCAUGAAAACGGUACCGGGACAAUGAUGAUGUGCUUGCGGAAUGUUUCCGGGCCGUUGUGGCGCAACGCGGCGACGGUCCGCCGCCUCGCGUCCGCCGGCGCGCUUCCGCUCCGUGUCGCGGCGUCACGGCGCCACGCACCUGCCGCCGACUACGCGCCGUUAACGCGCUCCCCGGUCUGCGGGGGCCUCCUGCGGCUCAAAGGGGACGCUCUCCCGCACCGGGGAGGUCACGGGAGGUCGGCGGCCGGUCUCCGGUCCCCGCUGCUCCGCGGCGCGCGCGGGCUGUGCAGCGGCAAGGCCGAGGGGACACCGGACAGCGCGCGGCCCGGGGACCGGAACCAAGGCGGCGAUCCGCUACCGGGAGAAGGGCUCUUCAAGUUCAAAGAGCUGUACGAGAACCCGUGGACAAUCCCCAACUUCUUGUGCGUGUCUCGGAUUGUGCUGGCCCCCUUCUUGGGCCACCUGGUGAUCCAGCAGCACUUCCACCUCAGCCUGGCUCUGUUCACGCUGGCCGGCGCGACCGACCUGUUGGACGGGUACAUCGCCAGAACGUGGACCACUCAGAAGUCGGCGCUGGGCAGCGCUCUCGACCCUGUGUCCGACAAGAUCCUCAUCAGCAUUUUGUACGUCAGCCUCACGUAUGCCGAGCUCAUACCAGCGCCGCUGACGGCUCUGGUGAUCUCCAGAGACGUCGGGUUGAUCGCUGCCGUCUUCUGGGUCCGAUACAAGACCGUGCCGCCGCCGGUGACCCUCAGCAGGUUUUUUAACCCCUGCUACACCACAGCACAGCUCAAGCCCACACUCUUCAGCAAGGUGAACACAGCCAUCCAGCUGCUCCUGGUUGCUUCCUCUCUGGCUGCUCCCGUGUUCCAGUACACCGACAGCGUGCUGCUGCAGUGCUUGUGGUACAUUACAGCGGUGACCACGGCAGCGUCCGGCUACAGCUACUGGCACUACGGCCGCGAGACUGUGCGGGUGCUCAACACCCGGUCGCCGUGACGGCCGCGCCGGACAGCACGCCGGAGGCGGGGGAGGCAGAGACACUGACCGGCCGCAUUCGCCAGGAGCUUUGUACCAAGUAGUUGUGACAACCAUUUACGAGUCGCCAUGGCGACGACACACGGUAACCAACCAAGGCCACAGAUGUCUCUCUGCGGCGCCACAGAGACGCUCUGCCACUGGACCGGCUGUGGACGAGAGACGGACACUUUAAACCCGCAGACAAAAAUAGACCCGCCCCCCCCCCCACACACACACUAAGAUACAUGUGGAGUAUAUGUCAAGUAGUCCGGCUAAAAGCUUCUAUUGUUGUUUUUUCAUUGGAGGUCACAACAUCAACGUGAUUGUCAUUUUUGUAGACCGAAAAUUCAUGAUUAAAUCGGAGACCCUGC
Molecule: messenger RNA, 1493 nt
Organism: Gasterosteus aculeatus aculeatus (three-spined stickleback)
Lineage: Eukaryota; Metazoa; Chordata; Actinopteri; Perciformes; Gasterosteidae
Gene: crls1
Product: cardiolipin synthase 1
Biological process (GO): cardiolipin biosynthetic process
Cellular component (GO): membrane; mitochondrion
Molecular function (GO): cardiolipin synthase (CMP-forming) activity
Source: RefSeq, a predicted model, not a curated record